Molecule: messenger RNA, 1929 nt
Organism: Halteromyces radiatus
Lineage: Eukaryota; Fungi; Mucoromycota; Mucoromycetes; Mucorales; Cunninghamellaceae
Exons: 3
Coding region: 297-1865 (522 amino acids)
Source: RefSeq, a predicted model, not a curated record
GAAUUAAAAGAAAUAAUACUUCUUUUUGUAAGUAUGUAAAAGUGACCCUUGUAUCACCACAACUGUGGCGCUCUUUUUUACGUAGUAUGGAAACUUCUUUUUGCUUAUAGUAGUAAUGUAUUCAUUCUUUUUACUUAACAAACUAUCCCCCAGCCACUAUUCAUAUCAAAACUUUGAUUUCUCUCUAGGCACAUUAUUUCUAAUCCCGCAGUAAAAAGGAGGGUGGUAUAAAAGAUUUCUUUUCUCUUUCCUUCUUUUCUAUCAAUUCUUUUUUUUUUUCUUUUUUAUUGGUACACAUGCGCAUUUAUUUAAUAUCCUUUCUACUUUUACUAUUAUAUACUCUCAACGUUUUAGCCAAAGGCGGAGGAGGUGGUGGUGGAGGUGGAAGAGGUGGUGGUGGUGGUGGAGGCAGUAGUAGUGGUGGAAGUCGUGGAGGAGGUAGUAGUAGUGGUGGAAGUCGUGGAGGAGGUACUAGUGGUAGUGGUGGUGGUAGUAGUGGUAGUGGGACUGGUAGAGGUUCUACUCCUGCUGGUGCUCGUUCACCUGGUGGUGGCAUUACUGCUGGUGGUGGCUCUGGUUCCUUCUCUUCCAAACCUAGUUACAGUUCUUCCACUUCAAGACAAACCUACAAUAGUUACAGUCCCACUUAUUCUGGAACUUAUGGUAAUGGAUAUCAUUCUGGUUAUGUUGGUCGAUACACUCCUGGUUUUCCUUACUUUUUCAUUGUUCCUUCGUUUAUGUUUAUGGGUUACUAUGGAGCUUAUCAUCGAUUCAACAGUCAAGGCGCUUACUAUGCACCGGAAAUCAACUCUCAAGGUACUGGCAGUACAAAUUUAUUGAUCAAUGGAACAGCUUAUCCUGAUGACAACGACAAUUAUCAUUACACUAUUAAUGCUACAGCUCGCAGUGACCAAUUCCCAACCAUUGAUAUGGGAUUUUUUGAUUCAUCCGAUUUGAACGCACAUCCUGCUGACUUUAUUUACCGUUUGACUAUGGCUCAUGUAUUGGAAUACGAUGAUGUUAAUAAUAAUGGAUUUUAUGAUGCUCAAGAACCUAUACUAGCCAUCAGCUCCUUACAGAAAAUCAAUUGGCAACCUAUGAUAUUGAAUAACCGAACAGUACCUACGAAUACGCAACAAACCUAUUUGGAAACAGUGACAGCUGCCAAUAUUACUUACAAUAAUACGAAUACUUCACCAACAACAGCAACUCAACCAACCUUUGGUAUCAGUAUGACUCUUCGGUUCAGUAAUCUUCAAUUAAAUGGUACAGCAUCCAUUCCUAUCCAACCCAACUCUGUACAAUACGAUGUCCAACUUCAAAAUUAUCCUGCUGUGGCAACUGGAACCAAUGGCGCUGUUCAUCCUCGUGUGGCUCUUGCUCAAGUAGUGACAACCAAACCUUUUACUAAUGUAGUAAUGGAUGUAAAUACAACUACACCUGUGAAUGUAGCUCAACAAAUCAAGACAAAUGUGACAUAUGGUGCAUCUAUCGGUAAUUAUUCGGAAGGACGUUUGGAAUAUCAACCAUCGGUAACCAUUACAAACAUGGCCGGUAUCAGUACAUCCACAUGGACAAACCUCAUGGAUCCUGCUCAAGUCAACCGUUUGAAUGAUCCUGGUUCCUGGGCUUGGGGUGAUAAUUUGGGUGUUGAUCAACGCAACAGUAUUAUGUCUCUAGUUACUUUCAACAAUCAGUCAUCACAAUCUUAUCAACUCUCUGGAUUAGCUUAUUUGGAUACCGAUAUUAUCAGUUCUGCUAUCAAUGGUGGAUCAUCUUCUACGUUUAUUUCUUCAAGUUCAAGAUUAUUGGUACAAGGAACAAGUAUUUGUACUCUAUUAGUACUUUUAUUCUUUUCCUUUUAGAUUGAUUUAGUUUAUAUAAUUAUUAUGUAUUUUUAUUAUUAAAAAAAAACUUUUUAUUACUUUU